Molecule: messenger RNA, 5555 nt
Organism: Sitophilus oryzae (rice weevil)
Lineage: Eukaryota; Metazoa; Arthropoda; Insecta; Coleoptera; Curculionidae
Gene: NfI
Product: nuclear factor 1 C-type
Exons: 11
Coding region: 220-2088 (622 amino acids)
Biological process (GO): regulation of transcription by RNA polymerase II
Cellular component (GO): nucleus
Molecular function (GO): RNA polymerase II cis-regulatory region sequence-specific DNA binding; DNA-binding transcription factor activity, RNA polymerase II-specific
Source: RefSeq, a predicted model, not a curated record
UCGGCAGCGCCGUCCCGACGGCCGCGUCGCGUCGCACCAGCCCAGCAGCCGAGGCGCCGCCGCCGCGGAUUCUGCAGUUCGCCGUGGCCGUGGCGUGUUCUCUGGCGAGUGGCAGAGGCCGAGCCCUGAGUCCGCCGUCGUAGCCGUGAGUGUCCGUCGCCGUCGGCCCGAUGGGAGCCGCGGCGCGUCCCCCGUGACCGUGCGUGAGUGACCUGAGGAAUGUUCAUCCCCGACACGCUGCGCAGCUGCAUGGUGGAGCCCGAUGUGUCGUCGUACCUGCAGACGCCGUCCUCGGGACAGGACGAGUUCCACCCCUUUAUCGAAGCGCUUCUACCCUUUGUUAAGUCCUUUUCCUACACAUGGUUUAAUUUGCAAGCGGCCAAACGGAAAUACUACAAAAAGCACGAAAAAAGAAUGUCACUGGAAGAAGAACGACAAUGCAAGGAGGCGCUUCAGAACGAAAAGGCGGAAGUUAAGCAAAAAUGGGCGUCCCGAUUACUGGGAAAGUUACGAAAGGAUAUUACGCAGGAGUGCCGCGAAGAUUUCGUUUUAAGUAUAACAGGAAAGCGACCGGCAGUUUGCGUGCUGUCCAACCCCGAUCAAAAGGGCAAAAUGCGCCGCAUCGACUGUUUGAGACAAGCAGAUAAAGUGUGGCGGCUCGAUCUCGUAAUGGUGAUACUGUUCAAGGCCAUCCCUCUGGAAAGUACGGACGGUGAACGGCUGGAAAAAAACCCGGACUGUUCACAACCGGGCCUGUGCGUCAAUCCAUAUCAUAUAAACGUCUCCGUAAGAGAAUUGGACCUUUAUUUGGCCAACUUCAUCAACAGUCACGAAAUUUUAAGUGGAGUGUGCUAUAACAAUAACAACAAGAAAGAGGAUGAUAGGAAAAAUAAAGUGACAGGGUAUACUCACAAUCCCUACAACGGUGUUAUAUGUAACGACAUAAUAUUAGCGACAGGAGUAUUUUCAUCAAAGGAACUAUGGAAGUUGUCCAAAUCCUCUAUCUUACACGAAUUAUCGGAUCCUCAGCCUAAUAUGAACAGCGUUAAAUUGGAGCACCCAGCGUACUACUGUAACAACUAUCCGGAACAGCCAGUGGUACCCGACAGAUCUUCGUCUGUCGACACUAUGGUUGUUUCUAAUACUUACUCCAUGCCACAAAACACCACGAUAGUGUCUUCCAGUUCUCAAGCGAGCCCGAAUGCUUUAUAUUAUCAACACAGUCCAGAGGUCCAACACCAUCAGCAUCAAAAUCCAGUAAAAUAUCCAGAAAAUGGCCACGACACCUUGUCAGAUUUCGUUACUUUUGUUUGUCAGGAAACGGAUAACAACCAGAACGCACAAAUGCAAUCGAGCCUCUCGAGAAGUCCUAAACCGCAAUAUUUCCCAUCUACGAUGCUCCCACCUCCACCGUUGCCUCCUAUGGCCAGGCCUGUACCAAUAAUUCGAUCGACAGGGGAAGUUUCCAUGGGCAGUACAAAUUCACCACCUCCAAGCAUAACACCCCCUUGCAACGAAUCAUCGCCAGGCGACGAUGUCCCCGAAAUCAACUCGUCGCCCCCUCUGAGUCCGGGAAGCCACGAGAGACGGAAGUCGCCGAUCCAGAGGAACUCCGUACCCACCAGUGGACCAUACUCGCCAGGCCGGGACUACACGUCCUUCAACCAUUUCCACGGGCAGCCAGGACAUCUUUUCAGCUAUCCCAGUAUGGGCCCGAUGUCUGGCGUUAUCAGUCCUACCAACCUCAGUAUGUACUCGCCCAACGUGAAUACGUCGAGAGAGGAUGUCUUGAUUACAGGCACCACGCGUUCUAGCAACAUCUCGAGGUGGACGACGACGCCGCUCUUCACCCUGGACCAGGAGGACUUCAUGAUAGCGCCGAGCUCAGAGCAGAGCGCCAUUAUCCUGAUGGAGGAGGCCGGAUCCGGAGGAGCUCCGGAGCACAGCGGCCAGUGUUGCACCGGAGCCACCCUCAUGUGUGACGCGGAUCGAUUCUUCCAGGCAGGGGACGGCUUGGACGGCAACCAGUCGGCCGGGAAUGGCCGGGAAACGGUUGAUCAGAUGCCUCAAACACCCAAGUCGCCCUAGCGUUGAGUUCCACAACGAACAAGAACUGCUUUUCGCAGACAAAUCCGCCAGUUUAUGUGUGACGUUUCGUUGAAUUCUCAUUAAUUUCCGCGCGGAAUUCGGUGCGCAAAAUCUCCCGCUAUGUCAGAUUGAUGCUGCCCUGACCUCACGCCUAAUUAAAUUUAACAUCAACCUAACAUUUUUUAGAGAUUGUAAACUGGUAGCGUCAAUCAGCAUCGCGCGAGACAUGACAUAGCUGCUCAAAUAGUGUAGAGAAAUUUAGGUUAGGUAAAAAUGUAUGUAUGUAUACUUUAGGUUGAUCACCGGUGCCAAUUGGGCCGAGCGAUUCUGUAUUUGAGGGACCAUUCGAUCGUCUUCGACACAGGCGUUUCGAGUGACUCGUCCUCAAAUUCGGCGUCGCAGUAACUCGGUGAAUUUUUUAGUCUACUGCGCCCAAAUCUAACCCCCUACGACAUAAAAGUUCGUCUUAUUUUUCGGCGUUUUAAGCGGUCUUUCAAAAAGACCGCGCUAUUAUAGAAUCACGACGGUCUAGGAUUACGUAAUUUUUCGAUAAAGUACUACAAGUGACCUUAAAGUUUACGAAUGAAAAGACUUUUUUGCCUGAUGUUUUACGGCUACUUUUUUAAUAGGUUUGACGUUGUAUAUAUACAUGAUCUAGUCGACUUAUAUUGUAUAUACACUUUAUUAUAGAGCACGUUUAUUUAGUGCUUUAAUAAAAUUUAUAAAAAAGCUCUUUUUAAAUUAAAUAUUUCGACGGAACUAGGUGUAGUUCAAAAUCAGUUAUGUGAUAAUUAUAUUUGUCUUUCCCUCUUAGUCAAAUUAACCCGUAUUAAGCAAUAUUUCGAGAACAAUAAUAUAAUUGGAAACAGCUAACAGUCUUAGUGAAAACCCUGGUAAAACUUUUCAAAUGCUUAAUUUCACGAAUCGUCGCUUGAAAUAAGACAUACGACACGGACAAGAAAUAGUUAUUGAGAGGGAAGAGAAUGUUAAAAACGCAGGGGGUGGUAUUUUGGAGCGCGUGCAAUUCCGUUCCUAUUGGGUAGAAUAUCCAGAGUUGCUUGUCUUCCACACUACGAAGAAACAGGGCUUGUUGCGAGAACAAGCUGAGCUGGAUCCGUGCCUUAGAAUAACAAUAAAUAAUAAUAUUGUUACCGUAGCUUAUAGAUAUUUCGUAGCUAUUGAAAAAAGCUUGCUCACUCAACUUUUUCCAGCUCAUACAAUUUUAGCACCUUACGUCCCUCACGAAUUUUUUAUCUUACCAAAUAAAAAAAUAUUUUUUUUACCUAAUUUUUUUUCUUUACGUAAUAUAUUACCGGAGUUUUCAGAUGCUGCAUCGUUUUCGUUCAUUUUUAUAACGAAUAUGUAAAUUAGACCGUUAUGAGCUUUCACUUCAACGGUAAAAAAAGUAAAUGAAAAUAAUUAAUUAAUAAUUAUAGUUGACGGUGAGUUUCAGUAGCUAAGUGAGAUAAACAAUUACGUGAUGGUGGAUGCAAUAGAUUAGUGGCCAUAUCGUGGCAUUUUUAGGUACCUUAUUAGACAUUUGCGUGCGAUCAAAUAUUACUUAUAAGAAAGAAUUACGCGCCAUAUAAUGGGGCAUAUUCUUUGAAACGCUUAACGCAAAAUAAAAUUAUUCCGUUCGAAAAAUCAAUACCCUUGCAGUUUUCCCACUACAGGAAAGUUAAUUAUUAAGAAUGUACAUUGUUUGAAAGGUCACUUUAUAGAUAUAUACUUUACCAGGUCCAAAAAAAAAAGAAUUUUGUGACUAGCGUUAAACAAUAAGAUCGUAGAAAAUUCUUUUUUAACGAAACAAGAUAUUUUUAAUAUUUCCAGGUCAGAAAUGUAAUAUCUCCAGGUCAAAAGUGCAACGAAAAAGAAUUUCCUACGUCGUUGUGAAGAAUAUUUGAUCGCGCUAUUAACGUAGCAGAGUAAUCCUGACUGAUAUUCCUACUCCCUCCGCUAAAAUCGACUAACAAAAUGGAUGCUCUGCCUUUAUUUAAUCACUUUGCCCUUUUAAUACCCAUCUUCGGCUAAUAAUAAAGCGUAGUUAACGCUUUCUAACUUUGUGUUGAGUAAAAUUUUAUUCAUCUUUUGCUCGUUGACAUUUUCGAUGCCGCAGAUCUUUUCGCAGAUGCGUAUAGAGAAUAAUAUAUUAUAUGAGCUGUUAUUUUUGAAAGUGGUAAUAAGUAAUAAGUCCAAUUUAAAAAAAAAUAGUUAUUGGUAGUUUCAUUCUUUCCAUAUUUAUUAACCAUACAUUCAAUGGAGUACGAUUUUUUAUUAUAAGCGAACAAAAGAAUUUUGCUAAUUUUAAUGCUAAUUUUAAAAGGCAAAUUAGUUUAAAAUAUCAUUUUUUUUAUUUAAAGAUCCUAACGACGUAAUUUUCAUUUUUAGAUUUUAAUAUAACUGAAAUUAAUUUUAAUAAACUUGGUUCGUGUAUUUAAAUGUCUCCAUUUUAAUUAUUACUUUUUACAUAAAAAAAACAUUUCAGUAAAGCUAAUGUCUAUAAAAACAUGGACUUAAAUUUACUCCUGUUUUUAUUUAUUGUAUUAUGUUAUUUUUGAAAGUGGUAUAAGGCCAUUUGGAGUUAAAAAAAUCGUUUAUUUUUGUAAGAAUUGUAAAAGAUUUUAUUUCAUUAUAAAAUUUAAAAGAUGUAGAGUGUUAAUAACAACUCGAAAAUCUUCAACUGUUAACAAUAACUCGAAAAAAUUAAGGUUUACGAAUAUUUUUAAAUUAAUUCAAAUGCAAAACCUUAAAUAUCUCGAUCAAUGGAAAAGUGGGCUUACCUAUAUCUUUUUCAAAAAUAACAGCUCAUAUCGGAAACUGAAUAAAAUAAAAUAAAAUAUAAACGAGCAACAGUUGGAACAGAAUAACGCCAAUUAAUGUCAAGUUAAUAGAUCUAAAUGUAUUCUUUCCGUAAUGCUUUGGCUAACACGGGUUCAGUUCGAAAAAUCAUGGAAUUGAACAAAGUGGAGUAAUAUUUUCGCAAUUUUUCAGGACAAUACCUUCAGUUAAAUUAUUUGUUAUACAGAGUUAGUUUUGUACUACUGUAUAUAUUCGACGAUAUUAUUUAUAUUAGUAUUUAGAUGGUUACGUUCUUCUUAUGUUGUACAAAUCGUUUGAUAUCAUUAUUACUUAACAUUAUAUUAAUUUGUUGAUUUAGUUUUUAGGUAAUUACUUAAUUAAGAUGAAACGAGGCAAUUCUGAUCGAUCUAUUGACUUGGGAGAAUAAACGUUAAAUUUUCAUGAUUAUUAUAAUUAUUAUGUAAAUAAUUAACAAAAAAAAAAAUAAGUCUAUACACUUAUAGAAUCGGGUGAUAUUUAACCAGUGCCAUUGAUAUUGUUGAUUCAAUUGUUGGACGUAUUAACUACGUCAAGUAGCAGUUAUUAUUAUUAUUAUAAUUAGUAGGCUUGUAAGAAGCAAUUUUUCUUUAAAUUCUAUAAAUAAAUCAGAGGGUUUAUUUGAUAAUAAA